UGGGUUUGGGAAUUGAUUGUGAUGAUUGGGAAAUAUUAUAAUAAUUUGUAUUUGUAACUCUAACCCUAAUAAUUUGAUAAAUAACCAAUAAUGUCUGAUGAAGAAGAAAGUGUAGCAAAUUCAGAUUUUGAAAAAGAUAAUGAAAGAGUAAGGCAAUUGAACAUGAAUUUACGUACUUCUGUCCUAUUAUCAUGAGUGCCCGCAAACAUACAAUUAUUGAAAGCAUCAGGAAUGAGUUAUCAACUCUAUCUUUUGAAGAUCUUCAAAAACUAAAAGAGAAAGUUGGUGCUAAAGUUUACAAAGAAGUAGUGUUUGGUAAACAGUCUAUUAGCCAUGAGGCACGAGUGUUCAAGAGAGACAAUAAGAACAGACCCCGAGAAAUGAGCUCAAAAAAACCAGUGCGAAUGUUGAGAGAUGUUGUUUCUGUAAAAAAGCAAGAGCCCAGGGAUCCAAGGUUUGACCCACUUUGUGGUACUUUUGAUAAGAAAGAAUUUGCGGAAAACUAUAAUUUUCUCUCCAAUGCCCGUGUGAAUGAUAUGAAAAUGAUAAAAAAUGAGUUAAAACAGACAACAGAUCCAGAGAAAGAGUUGAGUCUACGCCGGCUGCUUCAAAGGCUGAAUGAUCAACAAAAGGCCACCAAAAGAAAGAAAUUGGAAAGUGAGAGAAAAGAUAAGCAACGCCUCGAGGUGGAAGCAGAAUUUAAACAAGGAAAGCAGCCCCAUUUCAAAAAUAAAUCUGAAGCGCGGGUCGAGUCUCUCGUGAAACAGUAUGAAGAAUUGAAGAAAAAAGGUGCAGGCCGUAUACAGAGGCAUCUGAAACGGAGGCAACAAAAAGUCAAAAAGCGCUCCUUUAGAACGCCUGUAACCACUAAUUAAUAAAACAACUUAUUUUUACAUGG
This is a messenger RNA of Bicyclus anynana (squinting bush brown), 898 nucleotides long. RefSeq names its product ribosomal RNA processing protein 36 homolog. Bases 192 to 875 code for a protein of 227 amino acids. Lineage: Eukaryota; Metazoa; Arthropoda; Insecta; Lepidoptera; Nymphalidae. Gene Ontology annotation, biological process: maturation of SSU-rRNA from tricistronic rRNA transcript (SSU-rRNA, 5.8S rRNA, LSU-rRNA). The transcript is spliced from 4 exons. The record is from RefSeq and is a predicted model, not a curated record. Gene Ontology annotation, cellular component: 90S preribosome; nucleolus.